Exophiala aquamarina CBS 119918 is the source of this 3507-nucleotide messenger RNA. RefSeq lists its product as uncharacterized. Lineage: Eukaryota; Fungi; Ascomycota; Eurotiomycetes; Chaetothyriales; Herpotrichiellaceae. Gene Ontology annotation, molecular function: protein binding. The record is from RefSeq and is a predicted model, not a curated record. The transcript has a single exon. The coding region runs from base 1 to 3507 and encodes 1168 amino acids.
AUGGCGGCCUUGCUUCCGCCUAGAUUCCCCUGUUGGUGUCGCGCAGUGUACUCCUGGGGCGGUGAAACCGACAAAGACCUGGGCUUUAUCGAGGGUGAUUUGAUUGAAUGUCUGAACGCUGGAGACGGUUCUUGGUGGAUGGGGAGAUUGCGCAGAGACAAGAGAAUGAUGGGUGUUUUCCCUUCGAAUUUUGUGGUCGUGCUCGAGGAAGGCUUUAAUCCGGUCAGUCGGUCAGCGAGCCCUAUGCCAGAGUUGCACAAAAGUGAUAGCCAUACCAAAAAUCCUCUUGCGCAAAUUCAGGAGAAGAGAGAGCGAGAAAAAAGGAGGCGACCCUUUCAAGGAUACAAAAGUGCAAAACCCCCAACAGGCAAGGGUGUAGUACAGCCUCAGGCAGUUCCAACGCAAGCGCAAGUACAGCCUCUCCUCGAUCGAGGGGAUCCCCCUUCUACAGUCUUGUGGCAACAACGACCGGUAUCUCGAGGCACAUCACGUUCGCCAUCUCCCUUGCCCCAUCACGAGAUUGGGUCUUCCCCUCCUCCUCCGCCACCCCACAGAGUGCUGGGAGGACAAAAUGGCUCCAUCUCCAGAGCCCCAUCACCUCAACAAGUUGAGAUGAAUGACAGAUAUCAAAGAAUAACUCGCACGCCAUCUCCAGCUCCUCCCUCUGUGAAUGGUCACACACCGCCCAUGAUACGCAGUGCGAUGGACGAUGUGAUGUCUUCGCUCGACGACAUGACGCUAGUGAGGCAAGAUUCACAACAUCAACCAGAGCGAGAGUUCAAUCCCUGGUCCCCCGAAGCUUUUGAUAACUUCCGUCGACCCAACGCAAAUCAAAACACCCGUCCAAUCACAUCCUUAGAAUUCGGCACCAGUGGCGGACAGUUUUCCGAAGGACGAAUAAGUUAUAGCAGCCGUCACAACAGUCCCGACCGCUUUCAAGAUGGCUCAACUCAGCUCGAGACAUAUGUUCAGAGAAUGGAAAGUCGACUUCGGCGAAUGCAACAAGCUCGCGAAGGGAGUGAUCCACAAGCAAUGGAAAGCGAUCCUCCAGAACCGCCACCCAAAAACUCCCCUUGGGCGUCGAGGCCGGGGUCAGCAGCACCUUCUCGGCGACUCUCGAUGCGAAAGAGGAAGUCAGCUUUUGAACUGGGAGGAGACAGCCUCAAUCGGACAUAUACAACCAAGACCAACUCUACCAACUCGAGCAGUGGUGUGCAAAGCGUGGCAACCAACUCUUCGCACCAGUCAAGCAUGACCAGCCAAAGUUUGAUGAGUGGAUUUUCUGCAGGCGGUCUCAGCGCCACCAGUGCCGGCAGCCUUGCAAGAAAGAGAAUGGGCAGCAUUCGAGAUCGCAUGACCAGACCGAUGACCAGCGCAGGAACAAGAAAUGAGCAAUGGGAACGAUCUGACGGUCGACCAAAAACACCAAACACUGCCAUCUCCUUCCAUUCAAGCCAGUUUGACUCAAGAGCAGGCGCUCGAUCUGCCGUAGGCUGGGACGAUGCGAGCAGAGACUCGAUUGGUGGGCUAGGUGGCUUCACAACACCUAGAGCGAAGAAGCCCGGCUUCUUCAAAAAGUUGAUGGAUAGUGCAAAAACAGGCGCAGCUAGUGCUCGAAGCACGAUCUCGGCAAACCAGACACCAAGCAACGCGGGGUCUCCUACCAAGAUAACGGGGAUCGCUGGAGGCACAGCAUUCAAUGCACGUUUCCAAGCCACCGCCCAGUCCGAUACUUUUGGAAGAGAUGCCGCAAGAGAAAUGGGGCUUUCAAGCGGUGCAACGAGUGGCUAUAUCCUCACUCGCCGAGACAUCAAUCGAUCAAACACCCCAGGCCCAUCCGAACGGCAAGAGAGAGCCAAUCGAUGCAUGAUGCUUGAUCAACCAGUGAUAUGUCCGGUCGAAGAGCUCUACAAAGGUCUCCAGGGAAAUGAGGAUGCUGACGGCCAUCCAGUGCAUCAGCCAUUCCAACUCAGCAACCCAAGCUUUAGUCAAGUGGACAAGGCAACUCGUUUCAUUACCAGCCUCCCAAGCAGUAUAACAGCAGCAACGUUGGCAAACGGCUACGUUUGUCGUCCACACCGAAGUCCUGUGCAAAGACUUCGCGCAAUAUUCAUCUGGUGUGCGGAGAGAAUCAACUGGGAAGAAGAUUACGAGGUCGACAGAUAUAAUUACAACCGACCAAUCGACACCAGGAAGGUUAUUCAAACUAAGAGAGGCACUAGUGAAGAGAUAUCAGCCCUGGUUGUCGAAAUGUGCACUGCUAUUGGAGUGCACGCUGAGAUGAUCCAAGGUUAUCUCAAGGUGCCAGGCGAAGAUCUUGACCUGGAUGCUUUAUCGCGACCGAACCAUUUCUGGAAUGCGAUCCUAGUUGAUGGUGAAUGGAGAAUGUUGGACGCGAGCCUUGCGAGCCCAACUAAUCCUAGACGCUCGCUGUAUUCCAGUGUAAGCACUGGCAUCGCCGAGGCUUGGUAUUUCCUCGCAUUGCCUAAUGAGAUCUGUUGGACUCACAUUCCCUUGGAUGAUGCGCAACAGCAUAUGGUUCCGAACAUCAGCCCCGAUGUUCUACUCAGUCUUCCAGGGACGUGCCCGCCCUUCUUCAGACAAGGGCUUUCCCUGCAUGCGUACGACACAAGCGUCAUCAGAAUGGACGGUCUCGAGAUGUGUACGGUGGUCGUCAAUGUGCCCGUAGACUUGGAGAUCGUUGCAGAAGUGGAGGCCAGAAAGUAUCUGCGUGACCAAGAUGGCGAUGUUUACGAGGACGCCGAUGGCGUGACGAAGAAAAGAUGUUUAGCACAACCAAGUUGGUAUAGGACAAUACCAAACACCGAGAUCAUGCAAAAGCGCUAUGUCAUCAAAGCCAUCCUCCCCGGGGACGAAGGUAUCGGAGCUCUCAAAGUCUAUGCUGGCAAGAAAGGACUCAUGUUGAGUUCCAGGGAUAUCGUCCAUCCUCUGGCCUUUUCAAUACCGUUAUACAAUUCUGGGGAGAAUCCUGCCUAUGACUUUGUCAUGAGGCACCCUACUCCUCAUGCUACAAGGCAAGAUCUAUACGUUGUGCAGCCCCAAUGUUUGAGACUCGGUGUUGGAGAAACAUAUGUCUUCUGUGUAAGACAGCACACUGCCUCGGUGGUUUCUACACCUGCAAAUGAACAGACUGGAUUUGAUUUGCGACCGGUUAGUCCGAAUCCCAUGGCCAGACCGGCGAGCGCCAUGAGUAUGACUAGCAGCGCCGCUGGUAGUAAUCCUAGCGAACAAGCUAGCAAUGGUAUCAAAAUCAAAGAUAAACCUGCAAAAUUGGCCAUUCAAAGUCCAAGUGGGAAAAUAAUUCGAUUAAACCGCAAAGCGGAAGGGCUGCCCCAGGCGAUUGCUACAAAAGACGUCGAUGGUGAGGUUUUGGGCAGUGCCUGGGAAACAAACCUGAAGGUACAAGAAAGAGGCGUUUGGAGAGGACUGGUGCUUGCAGAUCGCAGUGCUAGAUGGUGCGUGUGGACGGAAUGGGAAUGCGUAUGA